UAAGUCGAAGGCUGCAGCGUCGGCGGCCGCUCGGGAGACUGGAACGUCGGCGGCGGCGGAGGCGGCGGGCUUGGGGGACUGGAGCGGCGUCGACGGGCUUGAGGGACUGGAGCAGCGUCGACGGGGAAUGGCCGGGCCGCAAGAUUUCCCCCUUCCACCGUGAGAGAUUCCUGUGCUUGUUCUUAGCCGUUUCCAAAUCUUUGAGGGAUUCAACCGAUUUGCCGGACGCCCCAACUCUGCCUUGUUUCCUUCGUGUCUUGGAGUUGGUUUCUUCCAGACCAUAAGGCCACUAGGUCUUGUAGCGAUAAUGGAAUCUGAGGCUGAGGCGAAUACUGUUAUACCAUUGCAGAGCCAUGACGUGCAAUCUGAUGCAGAAUCAACUACUCGAGUUAAUCCACCUCUCGAUAUAGGGUUUUUCACACCAACAAAAUCCACAAGCAUCCCCACAUGUGAUUCAUUCUACACACCAGAUUGUGAUGAAUCCAUAACUCCAACUAUUGGGAUGUAUUUUUCUGAUGUGAACACGGCAAAGGAGUUCUAUGAGGUAUAUGCACACCAUGUUGGGUUUUCAGUCCGUGUGGGCCAACACAAGUCAUCCAAUGGUGUCAUGACGCACAAGCGAUUCAUGUACGCGAAAGAAAGUUUCCGUGAGGAGAAGACGGGUAAUAUAAUUUCUGAACAUGGCACCAAAAGAAGACGUGAAAGAAAAAUUACUAGGUGUGGGUGCGGGGCAAAAAUUGCAAUCAAGCAUACAACGGAUGGUCGGUAUAUUGUCACCGUCUUUGAGCAAGUGCAUAACCAUGUACUUGUUUCCCCUAGUAAGCAGCAGUUCAUUAGGUCUAACAGGAAAGUCAGUUGUAAGGCGCAGAGUACAUUGUUCAAUUGCCAUAGUGCUUGCAUUGGGACUUCAGCGGCAUACCGGUUACUUUGUGUAGGUUUGGGGGGUUUCCAACAUGCCGGAUGCACAAAAAAAGAUCUCCAAAAUUUCCAUAGAACCCUCAGGUGCCACAUAAAGUCUUCUGAUGCUCAAAUGUUCAUCGACCAACUAGGCAGAAAGAAUCUUGCAAAUCCUGGGUUUUAUUUUGACUAUGUUAUUGAUGACAAGGGAAGGUUGGUCCAUGUGUUUUGGGCGGAUGCCACUAGUAGGAAUAAUUACAAACAUUUUGGCAACCUUGUCUCUUUUGACUCAACAUACAGCACAAAUGAAUACAACAUGAUAUUUGCCCCCUUCACUGGAGUGAAUCAUCACAAAGGAAGUAUCUUGUUUGGUGCUGCAUUCCUACAUGACGAGAAGGUAGCUUCUUUCGUUUGGUUGUUUCAGACUUUUUUAAAAGCAAUGGAAGGGGUUGAGCCUACUCUUAUGAUAACAGAUGAAUGUGCUAGCAUGAUUUCUGCAUUACAUACUGUAUUCCCAACAACCACACAUAGGCUAUGCAUGUGGCACAUUAUGAAGAAAGUUGGAGAAAAGGUGUCCCCUGAUUUGAAGUCCAACGAAUAUUUCCAUGACCAUUUAAACUUAGUCGUGUGGGCUUCUGAGACUCCUAGUGAAUUUGAGGAGCGAUGGUCCCAUGUCAUCGAAGAGUUUGGAUUGGAAGAAAAUGAGUGGUUCACUAAAAGGUUUGAGCUUCGAGAAUCUUGGAUACCAGCUUAUUUCAAUGAUAUAGCUCUCUCUGGGCUGCUCAGAACCACAUCACGAUCUGAAAGCGCCAAUGCUUUCUUCUCUCGCAUUAUUGGAUACAAGCAUGCUUUCGUUGAGUUUUGGCUUCGUUUUGAAACUGCCUUGGAGGAACAACGCCACAAGGAGCUAGAAGAUGAUAAUGUUAGCUUGCACACAUCACCUCCAUUAAAGACAUCUUGGGGAUUAGAAAAGCAUGGGAGCAUUGUAUUCACCCAUGAGGUAUUUACAGAAUUUCAGAAGGAGCUACUUGCUGACAGAGAGCAUAACACAAGAUGAUCAGGUCAAAACAGCAACCAUUGUUGAUGCUUCUACCAAAACGAGGACUGUAAGUUGGAAUAUAUCAAACAUGGUCGCUUCUUGCAGUUGCUUGUUAUUUGAAAGGCGUGGUAUUCCGUGCCGUCAUCUAAUUCACAUUCUAAGAACUGCCAGCCUAACAGAACUACCAAAUCAUUAUGUACUCAAAAGGUUCACAAAAAAUUGCAAGGUGGAUGCUGUCUUUGAUGAGGAUGGCAUUUUGUUGGGGGAAAUUACUAGCAGCUCAAUGGAGAUUGAGCUACAAAAAAUGGUUUCUGAUACAUGCAAGAAGAUGGAAGAAUUAUUAGUUCAAGCUAAGCAGUCGCAGGCUGGUGUGAAAUUCUUCAAAGAUGGAAUCUAUGCACUUGGGGAAGAAUUGAGCAAGAUUGUACCAGCCAAAGAACAAAGUCUAGUUCAACAGUUUGAGCAAUUUCUUGGUUGUACCAUUCCUGAUGAAGUUGGUAUCCACCCGCCAAAUGAUAUUCGCUCAAGGGGUAAGAUAAAGAGAAUAAAGGGGCAUAAUGAGAAGGGAAAUAAACAACAAAAGAAGGAGAAUAUACCAUGCAUGUGCAGUACAUGUAAACAAGUUGUUACCCAUGAUAGCCGCACUUGUCCUAUGAAAUCACGUCCAUAAAAAGGUUCUGUGUGUUCCGUACUGGAGGCACAACUCAUUGGAAUGGUUUGGUUCAUUUGGUAAAGCACUUGCAGUUACCAUGAUGAUUGUGUAAUGUAAUCACAAUCACCACUAUAUGAAUUCAAACAUUGUGUAAUAUAAUCGCAGUUAUGUCAACUAUUUGUAUGAAUGGGUGUAUCUGUAGUGAAAUUGAUAUCUCAUUAAUAUCUAGGUGCUUGAAUUCCCGUC
Messenger RNA from Triticum dicoccoides, 2834 nucleotides. RefSeq names its product protein FAR1-RELATED SEQUENCE 5-like. The transcript has 4 exons. The coding region runs from base 308 to 1954 and encodes 548 amino acids. The record is from RefSeq and is a predicted model, not a curated record. Lineage: Eukaryota; Viridiplantae; Streptophyta; Magnoliopsida; Poales; Poaceae.